UCGAAGAAUUCUUCUGAGACGAAUGAAGUUGUGUCAAGGAGGAAAAGGUUUAUUAUUUUCCCAAAAGGAAGCUCACUACAGAUGGUCUACUGCUUCCUAACCACUGCUUAUGGUACCCCAGGAGGUCUAUUUACCAUCGGCAUAACCCUCGGACUUGCGUGGGAGAUACCUCAAGACCCCAGACCUUUCCUACGGAAUGCAACAAUGUCUUUCGUCCAUCGUCGCCACCGAAGAGAUCUCUUUCCCAAGAUUGAGACUUUUUUAGACAAAUAUGGAGUGAGUGGAAGAGGGUGUAUUCUCAGAGCAAUUUGUGAAUCAAGAGAACGGACAAAAGGCAAUGGAACAUUUAUGGAAGAAAUAUUCCAUUCUAUUUUCUCGCUUCCAUUGUUCGACGACACAGAAGAGGAUUUCUCUAGUGUUUAUGACGAAGCUCAUCACAAUAGUUGUGCUAAGUACAAAACACUUUGCCCUACUUCAAUCUUGGAUCUGGACUUCACCGGGACUUCAGAUCAGAGAAAAUACUCCGAUGACAACACCUGACC
Molecule: messenger RNA, 542 nt
Organism: Macrosteles quadrilineatus (aster leafhopper)
Lineage: Eukaryota; Metazoa; Arthropoda; Insecta; Hemiptera; Cicadellidae
Exons: 4
Coding region: 82-540 (152 amino acids)
Source: RefSeq, a predicted model, not a curated record